This is a messenger RNA of Drosophila arizonae, 1154 nucleotides long. RefSeq names its product MIT domain-containing protein 1. NCBI's taxonomy places the organism in Eukaryota, Metazoa, Arthropoda, Insecta, Diptera, Drosophilidae. The record is from RefSeq and is a predicted model, not a curated record.
AAUGCAAAUAAAUAUUUAUAGAUUUAUGAAAAUUUUGAUCGUAACACUCCCCGACUUUUCAGUCAGCAUCUGAACAUCGUACGCCUCUCCACACAGAUUGGUAAACAAAAUUUAAGAAAAAAAAAAAAAAAUAAAUAAAUAAAAACAAAUCAAUAUAUAUAAGUCAAGCUGAGAGUAUGUCACAAGCGCAUUAUUCCGAGGAGGAUGAGCUGCCCAAACUGGAGUCCAUCAGCAAUGCGGUCAAGUGCGAGCAGACGGGCCACAUUAUGGAGGCGAUACUGCUGUAUGAGGAGAGCAUCUUCAAGCUGAAUCAGCUGGCCAAUUCGGAUCCAAAGAAACAGCAGCUCUAUCUCAAGUACCUGAAGAUGUACGAGGCGCGCGCCAAUCAGCUGCGCGAUCAGGUCAAGGCUCAUUUGCACUCCAGCAAGAUGCUGGAGCACAUCACCAUCGAACGGGAUGCCAGGGGACGAGGCUAUCAGCGUCUGCUCGGCGCCUACUUCAACGACAGUGUGAAGGAGGCGCAUCUGAAUGAGCCGCAGCUCUGCGAGCAGCAUCAUUUUAAGAAUCUGGUGAAUUUCUUGGAAGUGCUGGUCAAGAGCUGUCGCUACUUGAAGUACAUACGACUGACGACGCGGCCGGAUCUGGCGUUGCCCAAGAAUCAGUUGCACAUCCUGCAGCAGAUUCGCGCCGAUCUGGCCACGGGCAACAUUCACAUGAACUUCCAGCUGGAUGAGACGCUGCACGAUCGCAAGAUCGUGCUCAGCUCCGGCGUAGUCAUCAAGAUCGGACGCGGCCUGCACUAUUUCGAGCCGUGCGAACAUCUCUAUACGCUGGGCCUCUGCGAUUUCGAUUUUCGCAAAUGCCUGGCCACCGAGGUGGACGUGUGGAAGUGCCGGGCCUUUGCCAAGCCGCUCCGGCAACAGCCCGAGCAUCCCGUCUACCAACCGACCGCGCCCAAGGACAUCGAGCAACGGGCCCACCAGGGCAUGCCCAGCAUCUACUCGAGCGAAUAGUGGGCCGUAAAGAAAAUUUGGCUUAUUGAGGGUAUACAGACUGCAGCAUUCCUGGUCGAAUAUUCACAGACUCAAAGAAAAUUGUGGUAUUAGAGAUGAAAUUGUACAAAUAUAUGAAAACUAGAUACAGACACAGAUGGA